AUGGGAGGCAGACUCUCUGUCCCGAAAGGGCCUGCAGGCACCACCGAAAUAAGUCGUCCAUCCGCUGCUGCUCGUCGCCGAACGCCAAUCAACUCGCGAACAAUAGUCGCUCCCGCCGCUGCCUUUACAAUGGCAUGUCUACUAUUCGUCUACACCAGGACUUCCAUUCGCGCCGCCAAAGCAAAUGCCCAACGACACCGUGACGCAGACAGUGGUGGUGAAGGUCUCGAUUUACUGGCUGAAAGCAGGAGGAGACACGGUCGUGCUGAGAAGGUAGACCAGAGCGGUGGUACUCUGUCCGAUAUAGUCCACGGUGCCAGAGAGCAAUUCUUGGGCCCGAAAAAGCCAGCAGCCAAGCCUGAGAAAUUGGGCGGCCGUUCGCCUAUCUCGGAGAAUGAGGAAAAGUUGAGAGCUGCCAUGGGCAGGAAGACCGAUGACUCUGAUUCAUAA
Aureobasidium namibiae CBS 147.97 is the source of this 450-nucleotide messenger RNA. RefSeq lists its product as uncharacterized. Lineage: Eukaryota; Fungi; Ascomycota; Dothideomycetes; Dothideales; Saccotheciaceae. The transcript has a single exon. The record is from RefSeq and is a predicted model, not a curated record. The coding region runs from base 1 to 450 and encodes 149 amino acids.